AUGGCAUCUGCAAUUGACUCAAGCUCCGUAAAAGUAUACACAGUUAAUGGCGCCCCUUCUGCUUCGUCAUCCGCACUACCUGACUGGCUCACCCGCAAGCGCCAACAAAACGGUAGCAAGCGCACACGCACAGAGCACAUCGAGGGCACAAUCGAGCUCGUCCAGCACUUCGAGUUUCCUGAGGCUAGCAACCGGAUACGCACGACUAGAGAUGGACACUUUGCGGUAGCGACGGGGACAUAUAAACCUCAGAUGAGGGUGUUUGAUUUGGAUCAGCUCGCCCUCAAGUUUGAGAGGCAUUCAGAGGCGGAGAAUGUCGAUUUCUUGAUUCUAUCGGACGACUGGACGAAAACCGCGCACCUUCAAAGUGAUCGCACAAUUGAGCUGCAUAACCAAUCGGGCUUUUACUACCGAACACGCAUACCGCGGUUUGGCCGCGCUAUCGCGUAUCACAGCGCGUCGUGUGAUCUCCUUGCAGGAGGCAGUGGAUCCGAUGUUUUUCGACUGAACCUGGAUGAAGGACGAUUUAUGAUGCCGCUUGAUCUCAGCGAAGGCGGGGCAGACUUCGAAGGAGUGAACGCGAUCGACAUCAACCCUGCCCACCAGCUGUUCGCGUUUGGAACAUCCGGCAAUGGUACUGUCCAGUUCUGGGAUCCUCGUUCUCGGUCUCGUGUUGGCAUACUACGAAUACCGCUCUCCCAGUUGCUUCCAACAGGCGGAUUGGGGAGCACCGGAAUGGACACCGACCCCGCCGUUACUGCCCUGUCCUCUCGGAUGGAUGGGCUCAAUCUGGCGGUGGGCACAUCAUCUGGACACACAUUGCUCUACGAUCUCCGUUCAGAUAAGCCAUAUGCGAUGAAGGAUCAGGGCUAUGGACUACCGGUGCAAAGCGUGGCUUGGAUUGAGGGAGGACAUAAGAUGGCCAGCGAGAACUUGGUCGUGAGUGCUGAUAAAAAAGUGUUGAAGAUAUGGGAUCGCAAUACCCCUGGCACGAACUUCACCUCUGUUACCCCUGCGAACGAUAUCAACCACGUACAUCACCUCCCCGGCUCGGGCCUGUUGAUGCUCGCAAAUGAGGGCAUCCAAAUGACAACCCUGUAUAUUCCUCAACUAGGGCCUGCGCUCAAGUGGUGUUCCUUCCUAGACAACAUCACCGAAGAAAUGGAGGAACAGUCGACGCGGAACGUAUACGAGGACUUCAAAUUUGUUGAACGAUCGGAACUCUCUUCCCUUGGUCUAGACCAUCUUGUCGGUACUCCGGCGCUGAAGCCGUACAUGCAUGGAUACUUCGUCUCCGCUGAGCUGUACAGUACCGCGCGGUUGAUUGCGAACCCCUACGCGUAUGCAGAGCACCGGGAACGACUCGUCCAAGAGAAACUGGAAAAGUUGGCCGAUACGCGCAUCCGGGCGCGGAAGGACAUCCCAGGAGUGAAAGUGAACAAAUCGCUGGCAGAGAGAUUGCGAAAGAGCGAGGAGAAGGCGGCACGGAAGGCGAAGACGGAAGGUGGCAAGCCGGAGAAAGGGGAGUUGGCCAGUGACCCGAGGUUUAAGGAGCUGUUCGAGAAUCCUGAGUAUGAGAUCGAUGAGAACAGCCGCGAGUUCACACUUAUUAACCCGUCGACUGCGGCUCAGAAGGCGAAGUUCCGUCGUGAUGAAGACGAGAGCGAGUCAGAGGAAGAGGCUCCCGAGGACGGAGAUGAUGAUGUAGACAUGAGCGAGGAGAGCAGUGAAGAAGAUUAUCCUCCAGCCCGACAAAAAGAACAAAUCAAAGCCACCUCUACCAACCCCAUCGCCAAAACCUCAUCACGGCCCUCCUCUGGACGCCGACUCGUCUCGUCUUUCUCCCGCUUCGGCACUUCUCGCACAUCAGACACGGGCGCAACCCUCGGCCAGCUCCGGCGCACUUCCUCCUCUCACACCCCGAAGGCUCGUCAGGUUGUGAGCCGGGGUCCGGCUGUUUCGAACGCCCGCGCGACAGCCGACGGAGGGCUGGAGAUGUCCUUCAUCCCCUCUUCUUCUGGAGCAGAGAAGGGCGGAAGAGGGCAGCAACAUGGCAAAGCGAAGGGGAAGAAGCCCGAAAUGUUUGGUGCGGGGCUGCAGAAAGGCGCUGGUGAGGAGGAGGACAGGGACAUUGGACGCGGGGGUAGGACGAAGAGACGAACGGGUGUACGGAGUGGAAGUAAGAACUUUUUCAGGAGGAAUUAG
This is a messenger RNA of Dacryopinax primogenitus, 2205 nucleotides long. Its product is annotated as WD40 repeat-like protein. The transcript is spliced from 5 exons. Gene Ontology annotation, biological process: maturation of SSU-rRNA from tricistronic rRNA transcript (SSU-rRNA, 5.8S rRNA, LSU-rRNA). The coding region runs from base 1 to 2205 and encodes 734 amino acids. Gene Ontology annotation, cellular component: nucleolus; small-subunit processome; nucleus. The record is from RefSeq and is a predicted model, not a curated record. Gene Ontology annotation, molecular function: protein binding. NCBI's taxonomy places the organism in Eukaryota, Fungi, Basidiomycota, Dacrymycetes, Dacrymycetales, Dacrymycetaceae.